AUGCCAAAACCAAACGCCACUGCUGUGACCGAGUUCCUCUUUGAGGGUUUCUCCAGCUUCGGGUGGCAGCACAGGCUUGUCUUCUUUGUUGUCUUCCUAACUUUGUAUCUGCUGACUCUCUCGGGCAAUGCCAUUAUUGUUAGCAUUAUUUGCAUGGACCGUCACCUCCAUACUCCCAUGUACUUUUUCCUGAGCAUGCUGUCCAUCUCCGAGACCUGCUAUACUGUGGCCAUCAUUCCCCAGAUGCUCUCUGGCCUGCUGAGUCCUCAUCAACCCAUUGCUAAACAAGGCUGCGCCGCUCAGCUCUUCUUCUAUCUCACCUUUGGUAUCAACAACUGCUUUCUGCUCAUGGCCAUGGGAUAUGAUCGCUACGUGGCCAUCUGCAACCCCCUGCGGUACUCAGUCAUCAUGGGUAAAGAGGCCUGUGUGCGGUUUGUAUCUGGGUCACUGGGAAUUGGUCUGGGCAUGGCCACUGUUCAAGUCACCUCUACGUGGAAUUUAUCGAUGAAGAGAGAGAACUACACAGUGGUGAGUGAAUUUUUUUUCCAGGGUUUUUCCAGCUUUCAUGAGCACAAGCUUACUCUAUUUGCAAUAUUUCUCACCUUGUAUGUUUUAACCCUGGCUGGCAAUGUCAUCAUUGUGACAAUAAUCAGCAUUGAUCAUCACCUUCACACCCCCAUGUACUUCUUUCUUAGUAUGCUUUCAACCUCAGAAACGAUGUACACGUUGGUCAUUGUACCACAGAUGCUCUCCGGCCUCAUAGUACAAAGCCAGUCCAUCUCCUUGGCUGGCUGUGCCACCCAGAUGUUCUUUUUUAUCACUUUGGCCGUCAACAACUGCUUUCUACUCACAGCAAUGGGGUAUGACCGCUAUGUCGCCAUCUGCAAACCUUUGAGGUACACAGUCAUCAUGAACAGGAGGGUGUGUGCCCAGCUGGUUUGGGGGGCCUGCAGCAUUGGCCUGCUUGCGGCCAUAAUUCAGAUUUCCUCUGUGUUCAGUCAGCCCUUUUGUGGUAAAGAGGUGGCCCAUUAUUUCUGUGACAUCCGCCCAGUUAUGAAACUCUCCUGUGUUGACACCAAUCUACAUGACAUAAUUAAUUUUAUCGUCAGCUCACUUGUCAUUUUGGUGCCCAUGGGUUUGGUCUUCAUCUCCUACAUCCUUAUCAUCUCCACCAUCCUCAAGAUUGCCUCAAGUGAGGGCCAAAAGAAGGCUUUUGCAACUUGUGCCUCCCACCUCAUUGUGGUCAUUGUCCACUAUGGCUGUGCCUCCAUUGCCUACCUCAAGCCUAAGUCGGAGAACACCAAAGACCAGGAUCAGCUGAUCUCAGUGGCCUACACCAUCUUUACUCCUCUCCUGAACCCUGUGGUCUAUACUCUGAGAAACAAGGAGGUCAAGAAUGCCCUUCACCGUGCUAUCAGCAGAAAACCUCCUGCCUAG
Molecule: messenger RNA, 1437 nt
Organism: Eptesicus fuscus (big brown bat)
Lineage: Eukaryota; Metazoa; Chordata; Mammalia; Chiroptera; Vespertilionidae
Product: olfactory receptor 10J3
Exons: 2
Coding region: 1-1437 (478 amino acids)
Biological process (GO): G protein-coupled receptor signaling pathway
Cellular component (GO): membrane
Molecular function (GO): olfactory receptor activity; G protein-coupled receptor activity
Source: RefSeq, a predicted model, not a curated record